ACGCUAGUGGAAAUGAGCUAGCUUCGAAAGACUCAGACGAAGGAAGAAGAGAUAAGCUCGAAUCGCACUGUAAAUAUUGUUUGUUUAUUUAGCAACUGCCUUCACUGUCAUGGAGUCUAGCCCUAAGAAUUUGUUGGAGAAGAGGAUGAUGCACAAGAGGCUCUAUAAGAAUGCGAGAGGGCGAGCUCCACCGUGGAAGGAAGCUUAUCGACAGAGAUGCAUGGAACGUUUGAGGGCCAGUCGGUCACAGCUGGUGGAUCGGUUUCGCUCGGCUGGAGAACUAAAUGUUGACAGCAUAACUAAGACAAAAAUGGCGCAAGAUAUUAUGGAAGUGGAGUGGACAGCCAUGAAUAAUUCAAAUGGAUUACUCAAUUCUAAGAUGUGGUCAACAUCCAAUGACGUAUGCAUGGCAGAAGGAGAUGACCAAUCUGCCAUAUUUGCAUUGAUGGAGGAGAUACAACAAGAGCUAAUAUCAGAAGAGGAAAGGCUUCUAAGUGAGAUUCUUAACUAUGAUGCAGCAGCCUUAUCAAGCCAGGUUACGUCUCACCAGUCUGAAGACGUUAUCUGUCCUGUUUGUCAGGUAGCAAAUUUUGGAGGAGUUUUCUUUGUCCAAGUCUUGAAAGAGUCUGCUGCAGGAGAAAGAAAUACUUUUUUAAAUCCCUCUUUAAAAACUACGUCAACUGCUGCGUCAAGUGUACUGACAUGCAGUUGUGGGUUAGCAUUACAAGGAGCCAAUGUAACACUUAGCACAGUAAAGUCAAGUUUGGAGAAUACGGUUUCCCAGCACAGUCAGACAUGCACUGGUAAAAUGUCUUUCACUCCAACAACUGAUACCCAAGGGACAAAUGUGCUUAGCACCUGCAACAUGUGUGACUGGAUGGCCUUUCUGCUCUAGUGUCAGAGUGUCUAAGUCAUAAUGUAUAUGCAAUUCAUAUUAAUCAAGAGGCUAUUAAAUCAUGUUUUGGGUAAGUAUUGAAUUGCUUGUGAAUUUUUGUAAAGGUUGAUGUCAUGUGUUUGGGAUUUUUGUGACUGGGUUUCAUCUGCAAGACAAACUUCUCUGGAAUUGCAGACAAGCAGAAGGCUUGGGUGUCAGUUCUUAUUCCUUUUUUUAUGUGAAUGCUCAUAUAUUUAAGAUAAGUACAGUGAUCAUUGGAAUAUCUAGAUACCCUGAAUGAGUUUUUAGGAUGUUACCAAACUGCUAGACAUUUUUAUUAUGUUGGGAGUGUGUUAAGACAGUCUUGUUACAGAGAUGGCCAAUUUUGACUUUAUACAGUAUUUGCUGUGGUCAUGUGAUAUUGCUUUAAGGUUGUAUAUAUUUGGUGAUAUAACAUUAUAUCUUCUAUUUAUUAGGGAAACUGUAUUGAUAAUUUUUAAGCAUAUAGAAUUCCAUGUAAUAAAACCUGGAAGAGUGGUCAGGGUUUGGUUGCCAUGUUAGUUGUAAUGAUCAUUGAUGUGCUAUGGAAUGAAUGAUAAAGUAUGUAAUCUCAUAGUUUUAUCUCUCUAAGAACUUUUAUAUUGUGACAUUUAAAUAAAGACAUUAUUGUUUGAUGAA
Molecule: messenger RNA, 1552 nt
Organism: Macrobrachium nipponense
Lineage: Eukaryota; Metazoa; Arthropoda; Malacostraca; Decapoda; Palaemonidae
Product: RPA-interacting protein A-like
Exons: 6
Coding region: 110-895 (261 amino acids)
Biological process (GO): protein import into nucleus
Cellular component (GO): nucleus
Source: RefSeq, a predicted model, not a curated record